Molecule: messenger RNA, 1507 nt
Organism: Mauremys mutica (yellowpond turtle)
Lineage: Eukaryota; Metazoa; Chordata; Testudines; Geoemydidae
Exons: 13
Coding region: 6-617 (203 amino acids)
Source: RefSeq, a predicted model, not a curated record
UGCCCAUGGCCUGGGCCGAGGGCACGGCGAGUGGCUGGGUGGGGGGCUGGGCGCUCGUCCCCCUGGGGGGCUGCCUGCUGCUCUGCGGGCUCUGCCGGAGAAAGCUUCCUGUUUUCCCCCCAUGGGGCCCACAACCCAGGGACUCGCCUCCGGAGCUGGGGCCACGCUACAUCUCCGAUCCUACCGCUGGCACCAGUGUCGCCGCAAGCCCACGGCCUCCUGUGGGCCCCAGGAGCACGGACAACGAGGACGAGGACGAUUUCCAGUAUCCUCCUGCCCCGUGGACAGAGUCGCGGCAGACCCCGGUCUUUGAGUCCCUGAAGCAGGCCCGGGAAUCUGGCACCGACGUGGACAGUCACGGGAGCUACGUGAACAUCAACUCCGAGGAGGACUAUGUGAAUCUGCAGGGUGCCAAUGGGGGAAGCUCCGUGGAGAAGGACAAGGAGUAUCUGGAGGUGCUUCCACUGGGGGCCGAGAGAGCCGGGCCCCACAGGCAGCAGGGCCCCAGUCCCGACGAGGGUGAGACUGUCUCCUACGCGAACGUGGACAACAAGGAGCCGAAACCCCCCUCGCUGGACGAGCAGAAACCCGACUACGACUAUGUCAACGUGCCGUAGCCGCGUGGGGCCAGGGACCAGCUGCCUCUGUCUCUGCCCCCCAGCGGGUCCCUUCGUGGGGCCCUGGCUGUGGGUGGGGGCUCUCAGAGAGCCCGAGAUAAGGAGACAUGGCCCCCACCACCCUGCUAGCCUGGCGCUGGGCUCCCCAGUGGGGCCGAAUACGCUGCCCCACAGCACGGGGCUGGGCUCCCCAGAGGGGCCGAGUACCCUGCCCCACAGCACGGGGCUGGGCACCCCAGUGGGGCCGAGUACCCUGCCCCACAGCACGGGGCUGGGCACCCCAGUGGGGCCGAGUACCCUGCCUCACAGCACAGGGCUGGGCUCCCCCGUGGGGCUGAAUACACUGCCCCACAGCACGGGGCUGGGCUCCCCAGCGGGGCCGAGUACCCUGCCCCACAGCACAGGGCUGGGCUCCCCAGCGGGGCCGAGUACCCUGCCUCACAGCACAGGGCUGGGCUCCCCCGUGGGGCUGAAUACGCUGCCCCACAGCACAGGGCUGGGCUCCCCCGUGGGGCUGAAUACGCUGCCCCACAGCACGGGGCUGGGCUCUCUACUCUGAGCACCAGGUCUGGCGUGGCCGGUGCGGCCCGGUCCGGAAGGGGAGCCGCAGCGGGGAUCUGCCCAGCCCUGUGCGGGAGGGGACGGUGCUGUGGGGUGGGGGCAGGCACAGACUGUCGUCUUCCCCACACCUCCCCCAGGCCUCACUCGCCCGCAGCCCCCCCCAUUGUCAAUAUUUGUGUGUGAACCUUCCUGGUGAACCCGGGGACGUCACAGCCCGGCCCGGGCCCCUGGCUCUGUCCACACUGGGAUCGUGGUGUGUGCAUAAACCGUCCCAAUAAAUCGGGGGAUUUGCCCCAUAACCUCCCCGUGCCCCCCGUGGUGUCUGUUCU